Molecule: messenger RNA, 1583 nt
Organism: Seriola dumerili (greater amberjack)
Lineage: Eukaryota; Metazoa; Chordata; Actinopteri; Carangiformes; Carangidae
Gene: csrnp2
Product: cysteine and serine rich nuclear protein 2
Exons: 5
Coding region: 15-1583 (522 amino acids)
Biological process (GO): regulation of transcription by RNA polymerase II
Cellular component (GO): nucleus
Molecular function (GO): sequence-specific DNA binding; DNA-binding transcription factor activity, RNA polymerase II-specific
Source: RefSeq, a predicted model, not a curated record
GACACCGAGUUUCCAUGGAGGCAGGUUCGUCCCUCAGCCUCAAACGAAGAUAUGAAGAGGUGGACAACAGCUCUCCAUUCUCUACACCUAAGGACUCUGACGAUGACAUCUCCAGCAGUGACAGCGCGGACAGCUGUGACAGCCUCAACCCCCCCUCCAGCACUGCAUUUACCCCCACCUCCAUCCUCAGACAGCACAAGCCGUCACCGGGGGGGAAGCGGGUACGUUUUGAUGUGGUGACGGUGUAUUACUUCCCCCGGCGGCAGGGCUUCACCAGCGUGCCCAGCCAAGGGGGCAGCUCCCUGGGCAUGGCCCGCCACCACUCCUCCAUCAGACACUACACGCUGGGCGAGUUUGCACGUGAACAGGAAACCAGCCACCGGCACACUUUACGCCAGCACCUGCGCCAAGAGAAACUCAACGCCCGCAAGAUGAAGCUGACAAGGAACGGCACAGUGGAGUGCGCUCAGGCCGACCUGCUGACUCUGGAGGACGUCUCAGAUGAGGACCUCGAUGUGGACGGGGUGGAGGUGGACGACUGUUUCUUCCUUCAGCCGCUGCCUACAAAGCGGCGUCGAGCCCUCCUGCGAGCCUCUGGCAUCGCCCGCAUAGAUGCGCGGGAGAAAGCUGAGCUCAGGGCUAUCCGCCUCUCACGGGAGGAGUGUGGCUGUGACUGCCGUUUGUACUGUGACCCCCGACACUGCGGAUGCAGCCAGGCUGGCAUUAAGUGCCAGGUGGAUCGAAUGUCUUUCCCUUGUGGCUGCUCCAGAGACGGCUGCGGCAACGUAGCAGGUCGUAUCGAGUUCAACCCUCUACGUGUGAGAACUCACUACCUGCACACCAUCAUGAAGCUGGACCUGGAGAAGAGGAGGAUGCUCAUCCAGGGGGCCGGGGACCAGUAUGCUGAAUCUGACCCGGUGUCCUCCCCCACUUCUACUUGCCCUACUUCUCCGGACCUGUCCUCUGUCACUGGCCUGGACUCUGAGCUAGAGGAGAGCGAGGUGCAGGCAGUCGUGGAGGUUCAGGAUCUUCUGGCAGAGCAGGACAUACUGGAGCGAGAGAACGAGACAGCUGUGUUGCAUCUGCAGAGCGCAGAGGAGCAGGAGAGGAGGGAGAGGGAAGAAGCUGAAGGGGAGGCGGUGCAGCAGGAGCUGGGCACUGGAGGUCUCACAGAGCAGCCUCUCUGUCUUCUCCCGGGCGCUUUGGGAGGGGAGCUGCCCGAGCAGGCAGAGGUGCCAGGUGUGGAGCAGGUCCUGCUGCAGGGGCCAUUCCCCACCGGGGCCACGGUGUUGUGCAUCACUGACAACCAGGAGGAGAGCCCCUCUGACCUCCUUAGAGACUCCACUUCUCUGCUCUACUAUCAGCUUAGUCCCAUAGAGCCUGAAGCCUUUGAGACCCUGCCCAGAGCGGAGGAGGCUGAGCAGGAGGAGCGCUCGGUGAGAGAACAAGAUGCAGGAGGAGAGGAAUGUGUGGCAGUAGUGGAGGAGAAGCCCUCGAGCUGUCAGCAGAGCCUCCCUGAAGAGCGGUGCCAAGGGGAGUCCUGCUCGGAGGAAGAAGCGAAUCCACUGCCUCCUGAAGUUUAA